CUUUCAGUGUAUUCGUGAGAGAUUCACUGAUACCAGGCGUUUUUUGUCCUGUUAUUAUUAUCACCCUUCCUUCGACCGAGAUGGAUAAAAUUGCCCGCUUGGAUAAUUCAGCGAAUUAAGUGGAGAGCUUCUUAAUUAAAGACGUUAGUGACUGCUUGUACCUGACCUUUCUCGGAGUGUCGUAUUAAAAAAAAUCUGAGCCACGCUUAUGUCCUAGUGUGGUACAUAGGCUUUCUUGGAAAUUAACAUAAAGCGCCUGGGGCAUUUGAUGGAUGAACAGGUUUGCGCGUUAUCAUGUAUAAGUAAGUCUAGUUAGAUCUCAAGGUGAUGAUGUGCGUUAGUAAAUGCAGAAAUAUUAGGCGUAUUCGCAACAAGAUAACGCUGCUGGGAUUCGCCGCCGUAGCUUUUUGCUUGGCAGUUAUAGUUACCAGAAGCAGAAUUCAUACUCUUGAAUUGGAAAAGGAUUCUGUCUACGAUAUUAUCAAAAGUGAAGAAUUGAGGCAUAAAACACUCGCAAGAAUUCGACCUGAAAUCAAGUAUGAUUUUUUAAAUCACUUUGACCACGGAAUUCAUCCAUCAAGAGUUGUCAUCAUUCUCGCUACCAAGAGGUCUGGCUCCACGCUACUAGGAGAAUUUUUCAAUCAAAAUAGAGGAUGCUUUUAUUUGUUUGAGCCAUUAUUCCCGUUCACGCGCUACUGUAAUGUUCUUCGCUAUGAACGUGUGUUGUUUUUGGAACGACUUUCAAAAUGCAAUUUUACAGGAUUAUCUUCUCAUUAUGCUAACGCUUUUCGCGUCACUCAACACACUGACGAACAUUCAAAGUGUUUGAAACAAAACAUAUGCUUUAGUCAAAGGAACAUGAAGGUCCUGUAUCGUUAUUCUGCUGCUUGUGGGUCUAAAAAUAUAGACGUGCAAUUCGAUAAAAUUGCUCGCUUUGUUCCGGAGUCACCAUGCGGAUAUCCUCUAAAUGUUAGCAUUUUAUCGUCCUUGUGUUCCUCAGCUGAACUUGUCGCUUACAAAAUUAUAAGAGUAUGCGAUAUGAAAGCCUUGGAUACACUCGUUAGAAGAUCUGACGUAACAAUGAUUUAUCUCGUCCGUGAUCCUCGAGCGACUAUUGCAUCCCGGCUUCAAUUAGAGAAUGAUGAAUUGACAAAUGACACAUUUGAAUUUGGGGUUAAAAAACUGUGUACGGAAAUUUCAGAAAACCUCUAUUACUCUAGUAUUUUGGGAAAUAAUACAGGAUUUAUUCUAGUGAGAUAUGAAGACAUCGUGACGGAACCCCUCAAAAAUGCUUACAGAAUUUACAGGCUUAUUGGUCGAGAACUUCCGACAUCAGUCAAGUUAUGGAUUACAACUUCCUUCCUAGGAACCGCAAAGAAACAUAAGGCGUCCGAUGAUCCUUACAGCACUGUGAAGUUUGGACUGCAAUCUUUAAAUUCGUGGAGGCAAAUAUUAUCUUUACAACAGACAGUAUUAAUACAAAAGUAUUGCUCUAGUGCUAUGAAAGUCCUUGGCUAUACAUUCGUUAACUCAUAUCAGGAACAGCACAAUUGGAGUCGAACUUUAUGGAAAUCAUAAUGAUUGCUGCUUGUAGGAACUUUGAGAUCUUGAAAGAUGUUUUACAACAUCAAUUUUUUCUCUCAAUGUUUGUUGUAAAAGUUAAAAAGCAUCAAAUUGCUAAAUCAUAUGUGAUUUUGCGUGAUACAUUCUGCCAAGCCUUUUCAAACAGUAUUUUUAUUAUUUUUUUUCACUGUUACUAUUUUACAUUGUUAUUUUAAGUUUCAAAAUUGAAAUUGUAUAUUUUUAAUACUGAUAUAUUUCGAUUGUAUAUUUUUAAUGCUGAUAUAUUUCGUUAUGAUUAAAAUUCGACACGUACUUAUGUAGGCAAAUGCCGUUGUUAUAUAAACACAGUUUGCUCGUCAGCGCUAUUUUCUUCAAUCCAAUAUUUGUUGAUAUUUUUUUGAUUUCUCUGCGGAAUGGCGACAAAUACUAGGUAGAAUAAGACAUUUACUUGGUAAUUGCAGUAAUAUUUAUAUUGAUAUUGUAUAAAAAUUUGUGCUAAAUCAUGUCUUGUACUGGCUGUGACUGUGAUGCAUACAAUGUACAAUGUGAUUUCUCAAUGACAAUAAGUAGUGUCUUGUGGUGUUUUUCAUAACCUUUCUCGCUAGACAUCAGUUUUUAAUGAAUGCCCACUCAUUUUUUAUUAUUGCAGUUGGUUUCGGUUUUUAUAUGAAGAGAACAUCAUUGAAUCAUAUUCAAGUACAAGCACAAUAUAACAAAUCAAUUUCUA
Molecule: messenger RNA, 2290 nt
Organism: Styela clava
Lineage: Eukaryota; Metazoa; Chordata; Ascidiacea; Stolidobranchia; Styelidae
Product: carbohydrate sulfotransferase 3-like
Biological process (GO): N-acetylglucosamine metabolic process; sulfur compound metabolic process
Molecular function (GO): N-acetylglucosamine 6-O-sulfotransferase activity
Source: RefSeq, a predicted model, not a curated record